AUGAAAUUAUUAAAUCAAUCAUCAGUAACAAUACGAGCGAAUGAAGAAGAAGAUGGUGAUGAUGAAAUAUUUUUGACCUUGCCAAAAGAUCUAAAAGAUGUUAAGCACCUCUAUGAAGUGUUAAACAAUUGUGAAAGUAUUGACAUAUUGAUUUGUUAUGUAACGACUUAUAUAUUUUUGCAAUCCUUUGCAAUACCAGGAAGUGUGAUGUUGAGUGUUUUAGGUGGAAGCUUAUGGGGAAGUUGGAAGGCUUUAGUGAUUUGUUCAGCAACAGGAGCAACAAUUUGUUAUUUAUUAUCUUAUUACUUCGGUAAAAACAUCACUGAAAAAUAUUGGAAGGAACGUAUGAUUAAUUGGAAUCAGCAAUUAAAUGAGCAUAGAAAUAAUUUGUUUUCUUAUAUAUUAUUUUUGAGAGUAACUCCAUUUCUACCAAAUUGGUUCAUCAAUAUUGCAUCUCCUCAUUUAAGAGUUGAUGUUGGUAAAUUUUAUUGGGCAACAUUCCUUGGUGUCGCUCCACUUUCUUUUAUCCAUGUCCAGGCGGGAGAAACUAUACAUGAAAUGUCAGAAGCUGAGAACUUUACAUUUCUAACAAUUCAAAAUAUAACCACAAUCAUAUUAAUCAGCAUUACUGCAUUAAUACCAAUUGUGUUAAAAUCCAAUUGUAACGCUUUAUUAAUGGGUAAUGCUGCUUCAAAAAAACGAUUGUCGAACAUCAUAAGCGAUCAUGAAAAAGGAAAGGAUAAAAGAGAUAAUAAUGGACCUAAUUCCGUUUCUGCUACUUCCAAAGACAAUUUAAGUGUUGAAACAAAUAGCAGAAAUUAG
Entrophospora sp. SA101 is the source of this 822-nucleotide messenger RNA. Lineage: Eukaryota; Fungi; Glomeromycota; Glomeromycetes; Entrophosporales; Entrophosporaceae. The record is from the annotation of a GenBank genome assembly.